This is a messenger RNA of Sardina pilchardus (European sardine), 2170 nucleotides long. RefSeq names its product protein kinase, cAMP-dependent, catalytic, beta a (gene prkacba). Bases 399 to 1454 code for a protein of 351 amino acids. Gene Ontology annotation, cellular component: nucleus. Gene Ontology annotation, molecular function: ATP binding; protein serine/threonine kinase activity. NCBI's taxonomy places the organism in Eukaryota, Metazoa, Chordata, Actinopteri, Clupeiformes, Clupeidae. The transcript has 10 exons. The record is from RefSeq and is a predicted model, not a curated record. Gene Ontology annotation, biological process: protein phosphorylation.
GACAGCUAACGUUUGCUCACUGUUUUCAUUGAUAGUGUCAAACUAGCUAGCUACCCCACCGCUUUCUGGUGGUAGCUGAGGUUAACUCAGUUAUGGAAUUCUGUCAAUGUAUACAAUGUUAAGUGAUGCCAGGCUUGAUGAGCUGUCUUCAUCCAUGAAUCAACCACGAGCUGUUAUUUUGUGUUGCGAGUUGGAUCCUCACAGUCGAUUUUUCGGGUAGCUAGCUAGCCAGCUACCCGGCUAACAUUUAAUGAAGGUGGCUGGCUACUUGCAGCAAUUGAUUUUGGGUGGACUAGCAGGCUACCUGAGGACGGGAAAAUAAAGCUGUAACAAGACCCACUCUUCUCUUCACCGAAACCUCUGUUUAUUUGCUGUAUUUUCAUCUCAACUUGUGCAUUAUGGGAAACGCCGCAACCGCCAAAAGAGGCAACGAACUAGAAAGUGUGAAAGAGUUCUUAGCCAAAGCCAAAGAUGACUUUUUAAGGAAAUGGGAUUGUCCACCCCAGAGCACAACGCGACUCGAUGACUUUGACAGACUGAAAACUCUUGGCACAGGCUCCUUCGGACGUGUUAUGCUGGUGAAGCAUCGCGCUACAGACAAGUACUAUGCAAUGAAGAUUCUGGACAAACAGAAAGUGGUGAAGUUGAAGCAGAUAGAGCACACCUUAAAUGAAAAGAAAAUAUUGCAAGCAGUGUCCUUCCCAUUUCUUGUACGACUGGAGUAUUCCUUCAAGGACAACUCCAAUUUGUACAUGGUGAUGGAGUAUGUUCCAGGUGGGGAGAUGUUCUCACACUUGAGGCGAAUUGGAAGGUUCAGUGAACAUCAUGCCAGGUUUUAUGCAGCACAGAUAGUCCUUACGUUUGAGUACCUCCACUCGUUAGACCUCAUCUAUAGAGACCUGAAACCUGAAAACCUUCUCAUCGACCAACAAGGAUACAUUCAGGUCACAGACUUUGGUUUUGCCAAAAGAGUAAAAGGUAGAACCUGGACCUUGUGUGGGACUCCAGAGUACUUGGCCCCAGAAAUAAUCCUUAGCAAGGGCUACAAUAAAGCUGUGGAUUGGUGGGCAUUAGGUGUUCUGAUCUAUGAGAUGGCAGCAGGAUACCCACCCUUCUUUGCUGACCAGCCCAUUCAGAUCUAUGAGAAAAUUGUGUCUGGCAAGGUACGAUUCCCCUCCCACUUUAGUUCAGACCUGAAGGACCUGCUUCGGAACCUGCUUCAAGUAGACCUGACAAAGCGCUUUGGAAACCUGAAGAACGGAGUCAAUGACAUCAAAAACCACAAGUGGUUUUCAACAACUGAUUGGAUUGCCAUCUAUGAGAGGAAGGUGGAGGCCCCCAUUAUACCAAAGUGCCGAGGACCAGGGGACACCAGCAACUUUGACGACUAUGAGGAGGAGGACAUUCGUAUCUCAGAUACUGAGAAAUGUGCUAAGGAAUUCCUUGAAUUUUAAAAUUUAAGAAUGAGCAGGACUCCAUUGGAAUUUGAGGUAUUUUGAUUUUGUUUAAUUUUGUUUUUAUGUUAGUUUAAUUUUAUUUUAUGUCAAGAUCAAGUUGAGACCAUCAUAUAUGUUCAGACAUAUGCCUACUUCCUUCCUUCAUUCCAUAAGGCUGAAUGAGAUCUUCAAUGCAAAGAUCUUUGUGUGGAUUUUGCACAGCCUAAUACCCAGGCAUAUUACGGAGAAGCUAACCUGGCUGCAACAAAAACCUUGUCUUUUUAUUGCUUUUUCAUAGACAUACCCAGUGGUAUUAUUAACCCCUUGAGAGAAAAAUAAGUAAUUGAAUUAGACACUGCAUCUGUGAACCACUCGAAUGAAAUGAUGCACAUGUGGCUUUCUGUUUUUGAAAUUACUUCACUUACAGCAUGGUGUUGCACAUUUUUUGAUGGGAAAUUGUAGUACAGAUUGUUUGUUUUCCAGCAUCAGUUGCCUGUUACAUAGUAGUACAUUUUUUUAUUAUUAUUUUAAUUUUAUAUAUUAUUAUUUUUGUUUGCACUUGUUACAGGACCAUCUGUCACAUUACCUUUAUUAUCAUUUUGCACUUUAUGUUUGUGUGUAUGUGUAUAGGUGUGUCUGUUGUAGGGGUGUAGUAUAUUAGAAGUUCCACAGUUCUAUAGUAUCACAGUACUUGAGCCAUUCUACUGGGCAUUUAAAAGAUGGGAUUUAUCAUG